Molecule: messenger RNA, 1800 nt
Organism: Aspergillus calidoustus
Lineage: Eukaryota; Fungi; Ascomycota; Eurotiomycetes; Eurotiales; Aspergillaceae
Source: the annotation of a GenBank genome assembly
AUGCCCACCAUCUCGGUUGAUAAGGCCGCGCUCUUCAAGGAGCUCGGCAGAGACUAUACCACCGAAGAAUUCGACGAGUUGUGCUUCGAAUUCGGCAUUGAGCUCGACGAAGAUACAACGAAUUCGGACCGACCGAUUGUGGAUGGCAAGCAGGAGCCCCCCCAGCUCAAGAUCGAAAUUCCGGCGAAUCGAUAUGAUCUACUAUGCUUCGAAGGAAUCUCUCUCAUGCUCAACAUCUUCUUGGGCCGAAAGCCGCUUCCCAACUACAGACUUGUUGAGCCUGCUGGCGGGGAGCUGCAGAAAAUCAUCGUCAAGGAGGACACGAUGAAAAUUAGGCCACUCGUGUCUGGCGCAAUCCUCCGAAAUGUCACCUUCGAUAAGGCCCGCUAUGAAUCCUUCAUCGCUCUUCAAGACAAGCUCCAUCAGAAUCUUGCCAGGCAAAGAACGCUCGUCUCUAUUGGUACUCAUGACUUGGACACUCUCCAAGGGCCUUUCACCUACGAAGCCCUCCCACCGAAAGACAUCCGCUUCACACCUCUCAACCAAACUCAAGAGAUGAACGGCGAGGAGCUCAUGGCUUUCUACGAUAAAGAUAAGAACCUAGGCAAAUAUCUUCACAUCAUCAGGGACUCCCCCGUCUACCCGGUGAUCUACGACUCGAAGAGGACUGUUUGCUCCCUUCCUCCUAUUAUCAACGGAGACCACUCGAAGAUCACCCUCAACACCAAGAACGUUUUCAUUGAAAUUACGGCGCUCGAUAAAACUAAGGUGGAAAUUGUGAACAAGAUCAUGGUCACCAUGUUCUCCCAAUACACAUCUGAGCCGUUCACUAUUGAGCCCAUUCAGAUCAUUUCUGAACACAACAACGAAACAAGAAUCACUCCCGACAUCGCACCCCGGACAACCCAGGCCGAAGUCUCCUAUCUCAACCAGUGCUGCGGUUUGGAACUCUCUCAACAGGAAAUCUGCGACCUCCUCAAGAAGAUGGCCUACGAGGCAACGCCAUCGGCCUCUCCCGAUCUGGUUGAUGUGCACAUUCCUCCUACACGCGCUGAUAUUCUCCACCAAGCAGACAUCAUGGAAGAUGUUGCCAUUGCCUACGGAUUCAAUAACCUUCCACGAUCCUUCCCUAGCAAGUCAGGAACAGUCGCCCAGCCUCUGCCGAUCAAUAAGCUCUCCGAUAUUGUCCGCAUAGAGGCUGCGAUGGCUGGCUGGUCGGAGGUUCUGCCCUUGAUUCUGUGCUCCCACGACGAGAAUUUCGGAUGGCUCAACCGCAAGGAUGAUGGCAACACCGCCGUCAAGCUCGCCAACCCCAAGACUCAAGAGUUCCAAGUUGUCCGUACAAGUCUUCUUCCCGGUCUUCUGAAGACCAUUCGCGAAAACAAGCACCACACUGUUCCGAUGAAGGUCUUCGAGGUCAGUGACGUGGCUUUCAAGGACUUGUCACUAGAGCGUAAGAGCCGAAACGAACGGCACUUUGCUGCCGCCUGGUACGGCAAGACCAGUGGUUUCGAAGUCGUACACGGUCUUCUAGACCGCGUCAUGUCGAUGCUGAAGAGCGCCUUCCUCACAGGCGAGGAGGGUCUCGAGAACCCUCAAGUAAACGACUCACACUACUGGAUCGAGGAAUUGGAUGACCCAACCUACUUCCCCGGCCACGCCGCCUCCGUCCACGUCCGCAUCGGUGGCAAGGACGUCAUAAUCGGCUCCUUCGGUAUCCUACACCCAACUGUGCUGGAGAACUACGAGAUGAAAUACCCCGUCAGCACUUUGGAAAUCAACAUCGAGGCCUUCCUGUAG